AUGGCAGCUGAGAUGGACAUCUCGAUGAGCGUGAGGGUCUUCGAAGAGUUGACUUUCACGAAGGCGGAGCCAAACGGGAUCUUCUCGGUGAAAAUGAGUUCGAACUACAACGUCUUGACCGGUCAUCCAAAUAAGACGCAGGAUUGGCAACGCGCGUAUUUCUUUGUGAAAUCCGAUGAACAUGCUUUCGUAGAGCCACCGGGGGACGACUACCGCGUUCUGUGGAACCGGCAACUCGUUCGUCAUCCGAAUACGAUCGCCUACCCCGAGAAGUUUUUCGAAAGUGCUCAAGCGAUCGCGGCGCAUAGUCAUCUUCGUUGGCCGGAUCUUAGUCGGGAGUGGAUACGUCGUCAGCAAGCUAGGAUCGCUAAAGUUGAUUGGGAGUCGAGGCUUCCUUGCGUUCUCAGUCCCCGUAAGUCGCGCCUUCCUUUGUUUACUCGCAAACAACAGAGACUUCUCGACAAAGCCAGAGAAAUGGACGGGGUUCCGGACCUAAGCGCUCUGUUAAAAGGGAAGUUGCAAGUGCUCACGAAGAAGUCGACUACAGUCGAUCCUCAGGGACCGUCUGACUCCGGAGUCGACGUCACUUCUGAAGGCGGUGGAGCCUCCAGAGAAGAAGCCUCUAGAGAAGGAGCCUCCAGAGAGGAGGGUCCUAUUGCAACCGAUCAGGGGGGGACGGCAGAGACUUCUUCUUCUGGUCCCAAGAAGAAGAAGAAAAAGACCAAGAGGACUAAGGGUCCGAAGUCUAAAAAGAAGAAGGAUGGGAGAAAAAGGUCUCGUUGUGGAGCAGAAGGGCAAGAGGCUGUUUUAGUCGGGGCGGCAUCAGGUGGUCACCCGAGGAAGAAAACUAAGAGGUCUGUUGAGGCAGAGCCCCGCCCUUCUACCUCCGACGCGAACGUUGCUGACGCGGCCAUAGUCGACGCUGUUGGGGAAGCCAGCGGUACUCCUGGAAACCUAUCAGAGGAAAAGAGGAAAACCUGCUCGCGAGAAGGAGGUUCUGGUGGUGAGCCCGCGAGGUCUGAACCUGAAGGUUCCGUCGCGAAGAGGAGGAGGGUCGAAUUUCCUGAUCGCGUCGAGUUUUCCUACAACGAGACAACUCCCCUGAUCCUUAAUCCCCUUAGGUGUGCGGAGCUGACGCGUCAAAUUCGUGGUGGGACGAAGGAGAUGCCGCAACUGGAAGACCUUUACUUCAAGAAUGAAUACAUCGACGCUGCUUCCUCGAGAGCGCGGAAAUACGACAGCGCCCUGAAGCAGACGAUGAUUCAGUUGGGAUCUUCGGAGAAGCUCGCUCAAUCAAGAUUGAAGGCCAUUGAGAGGGUGAGGGAUGAGCAUAAAAAGGCUAACGAGAAGGCUGAGAAGGAGAAAGAAGUCCUUCGAGUGAAGUUCGAAGAGCUGGAGGGUAAGCUCAAAUCCGCCGGCGCGGCUAAGAAAGAGCUUGCUCGAGAGAACACCCGUUUGGAGCAAGCGACUGCGACCCUUGAAAAGGAGAAGGCAGAGCUACUCGAGGAAAGGGACGCCGCGGUUGAGAAAUUGAUUUGA
Messenger RNA from Brassica napus (rape), 1539 nucleotides. RefSeq lists its product as uncharacterized. The record is from RefSeq and is a predicted model, not a curated record. The transcript has 5 exons. Bases 1 to 1539 code for a protein of 512 amino acids. Lineage: Eukaryota; Viridiplantae; Streptophyta; Magnoliopsida; Brassicales; Brassicaceae.